UUUCUUUUUCCCAAAACACAGUUGAAUUCUUGAGUGCGAGUUGCAAUGGAGUGGAUUCGAGGGGAUACGAUUGGGUUCGGAAGUUUCGGUACUGUCAAUAUGGUACUACCCAAAACUGGGUUUUCCAAAUCUCCUUUAAUGGCUGUCAAGUCUUGUGAAGUCAUCGACUCUGUUUCGCUGAAGAACGAGAAGGAAGUGCUUGAUCGAAUCGGUUCUUGCCCGCAAAUCAUCCGCUGUUUAGGUGAUAAUUACACGGUCGAAAAGGGUGGGGAGUGUUAUAAUUUGUUCUUGGAGUACGCUGAUAAAGGAAGCUUGGCUGAUCAGGUGACGAAAAGCGGCGGGAAUUUGAUGGAAUAUGAUGUUAGAAGAUAUGCAAGAUCCAUACUUAAAGGACUACGCUUUGUUCAUUCAAACGGGUUCGUUCACUGUGAUAUUAAGCUUCAAAAUAUUCUCUUGUUUGGUAAUGGUGACGUGAAGAUUGCUGAUUUUGGAUUGGCGAAGAGGAAUGGGGAAGAACAGAGGAGGGUGGAAAUCAGGGGAACUCCUCUGAAUAUCGCACCAGAGUCGGUCAAUGAAAACGUGUAUGAUUCGGCGGUGGAUAUUUGGGCACUUGGAUGUGCCAUUGUUGAGAUGUUUACUGGAAAACCAGCUUGGAAUUUCAAACCAGGGACAAACCUGGCCGCUUUGUUGAUUGAGAUUGGGGUUAGCGAUGAAUUGCCUGGAAUUCCUCCAGAGUUAUCCGAGGAAGGAAAAGAUUUUCUCGGAAAAUGCUUCGUUAAGGAUCCAAAGAAGCGAUGGACGGCUGAGAUGCUCCUGGAUCAUCCAUUCAUGGCCGGUGAUGAUGACAUUGUUUCACUGAAUCGAUGCGAAGAAGAAGAAGAAGAAUCAACGUCCCCAAGAUGUUCAAUUGAAGAAUUCUCAACUUCACCAAGAUGUCCCUUUGAAUUCCCAGACUGUGUUUCAACUCAAUCAAGCUCUGUUCCUUCCUUCUCCAUUUCCUCACCUUGGGAUCGAGUUCGUGAAUUGGCUUGCGAUGAAGCAGCCAAUUGGACAAUUUCAGAGAGCUGGAUCACAUCGAGGUAGAUGAAAAUCAAUAGAGUUUCGUAGCCUUCAAUCAAAUCUGAUGGCUUUGAUCAAUUGGUGGUGUUUUCUUAUAUUUUUUAAUUGUAAAUGAUUAAGUAAAAAAAAACAUAGAUACUGACUUUUUCUUUUC
This is a messenger RNA of Hibiscus syriacus, 1213 nucleotides long. Its product is annotated as mitogen-activated protein kinase kinase kinase 17-like. The record is from RefSeq and is a predicted model, not a curated record. Bases 46 to 1083 code for a protein of 345 amino acids. Lineage: Eukaryota; Viridiplantae; Streptophyta; Magnoliopsida; Malvales; Malvaceae. The transcript has a single exon. Gene Ontology annotation, biological process: protein phosphorylation. Gene Ontology annotation, molecular function: protein kinase activity; ATP binding.